Molecule: messenger RNA, 200 nt
Organism: Linum tenue
Lineage: Eukaryota; Viridiplantae; Streptophyta; Magnoliopsida; Malpighiales; Linaceae
Source: the annotation of a GenBank genome assembly
GGGCUAAGCAUGUUGAUUCUAUGGGCAUUGCUAGAGAGGUUUGUUCGAAAGGGGUGCAACCAGAGAAUUCUGAUGGGGGAGAAUCUGAACAAAACAUGAAGCCCAAGUCACUCUUCGAACUUAUGUCCUUGGGACCGACCACAUGGACACGAAUGAGCUUUUGUAUAUGCGGAAGGAGGCUUCAAACUUCCUUGCAACGC